UGGUCAUGCGGUGACAUGAAAUGGAUAUUAUUUGCUCAGUUAAGAGCAAGUCAUGACUGCGUCUACCGCUUACACUGAAAGCGGAACCUUAUCACACGGAACCAUUCUCUACCGGUUUUAGACAUUCAGUGUGGAGAUAUCAGUAGCGCCCGCGUGUACAUCAUGUCUAAGCGUCUUUACAUAGGAGGACUCAGCCACACUAUCACACAGAAAGACCUGCGGGACCGUUUCGGGAAGUUCGGCUCCGUGGAGGACGUGGAACUCCGAACCAGGAACGAUGAUGAGGGAGUGCCUUACAAGACAUUUGGCUACAUCAACAUCACCAUUUCAGACAGUGAUUUCAAGAAAUGUAUGACUGUUCUGAACAAGGCUAAAUGGAAAGGAGGAACACUGCAGAUCGAGCCUGCCAAGGAGAGUCCUCUGCAGAGACUGGACCAGGAGCGUCAGGCCCGGACCCUGGCCCAGGACAGCCCCGCCAAACCCCCAAAGGACAACAAGGAGAAGGUCCUGGACUCCCUGAGGACCGCCGGAGUGGAGAACUUCCACAUGAAGGCUGCUGUACCAGGGACCGAGGUCCCUGGACACAAGGAGUGGGUGGUGAGUAAGUUCGGCCGAGUGCUCCCCGUCCUGAACCUCCGGUGCGGGAAAGGCAGCAAGAGCAGGAGCAUGAAGUACGACCCGUCCAAACACAGCCACAACAUCAAGAGGCUGGAGGCCGAGCCCGACACCACCUCCGUGGCCCAGCUCACCUGGGAGGUCCCGGGGGGGGACGAUGACAUCAGCAAGAAGAGGAGGGGCGAGUUCCCCCCGACCCAGCCCUGGAGGCCCAAGAGAACCAGGACGGAGCCGGACCCAGCCAGUGCUGAUGCUGAACAGACUAAUGGUCUGGCUGGUGGCCACACGGCUGAGGAGGAGAUCCACAGCAUCUCCCAGGGUGCACCUGGGCCCAGAGUAGAGGAGGAUAUCCUGGAAGUGGUUCGAGCGGACUUCCUGGCGCGGUCCAGAAAGUUCAAUCAAGGUGGGAAGGGAGAGGAGGAGGAGUACGACUCGGCAGACACAGACGAGCUGCUGGCCUCCAACAAGCCUCCGCCCUCCUCCCUCCAAGAGAACGCCAGGAAACGCAGCCUCCCGUCGGCCUCCGGGAGAGACCAGAAGAGGAGAUCUCUUCCUCUGUUCCAGUCGCCCUCCUCCGAUGAAGAGGAUGAAGAGGACAAGGAUAACACGGACGCCCUCAAGCCAUCAGACCCUAAAGCAGACAUGAGCCAACAAUCACAGACGACAAUCUCCCGAUUGAAACCUUCACCUGUGGAAGAUAGAAAUGGAGAGGUAGAGGCAGAGAAUGAUGAAGAGGAUGAGGUAGAGGAAGACAGUAACAAAGAGUCAGAGAAUGAUGAACAGGCUGAGGUAGAGUCAGAUCAUGAUGAUGAAGAAGAAGGUGAUGUAGAGUCAGAUCAUGAUGAAGAGGCUGAUGUAGUGGCAGAGAAUGACCAAGAGGCAGAGAAUGAUAAAGAUGGUGAUGUAGAGGCGGAGAAAGAUGAUGAAGAAGAAGGUAAUGUAGAGUCAAAUGAUGACGAGGGCAGUGACGAAGAGUCAGAUCAUGAGGAAGAGGGAGACAUAGAGUCGGACGGCGAUGACGAUUCGGACUACGAAGCCAUAUUCUCAAACUGCACCAGACUGGAGAUCUCCCUGGCUGACCUGCAGCGCAUCGCCAAGGAGGCUGAAACUACAACUCCCAGCAUGCCCCAGCCCCCAGGAGGAGGAGCAGCAGCAGCGGCAGCAGGAGGCCCGGCAGCAGGAGCGCCGUCUCCUCGUCCUAAGAAGGGAACCACUCCUGAGGAGAUCCUAGCCAGCCUCCUGGAGGAUGACAGCGGUGACGAUGACAGGAACAACAAGAAGAAGAAGAAGAAGAAGAGGGGCAGCAUGGCGGCCAUGCUCCCCGCCUUCCAGGGAACCAGCGGCCUGCUGGGGGAGAAGGAGGAGGAGAAGGAGGAGGAGGGAGGAGGAACCAGCAGGAGGAGCCAGGAGCCAGCAGAACCCUGCAGGGUCUCUCAGAGGGCCGGGACAGAACCAGAACCACAGGAGAAGGUGGUUCCUCCUCCUGCCUCCACUCAGAAGGUCAAAGGUGGUAAGGUUUCUGUGACCAAUGAGGAGGAAGACUCCUCCUCAAGUGAAGAGGAGGAGGAGGUGGAGAAGGAGGCGGUUCCUCCUGCCUCCACUCGGAAGAUGAAAGGUGGUAAAGUUUCUGUGACCAAUGAGGAGGCAGACGACGACUCCUCUAGUGAGGAGGAGGAGGUUCCCCCUGCAUCAAUUCAGAAAAACAAGAGUAGUAACAUUACUGUGACCAAUGAGGAGGAGGAGGAGGACGACUCCUCUAGUGAGGAGGAGGAGGUUCCCCCUGCAUCAAUACAGAAAAACAAGACUAGUAACAUUUCUGUGACCAAUGAGGAGGAGGAGGAGGACGACUCCUCCAGUGAGGAGGAGGAGGUGGCACCUCCUGCUUCAACUCAGAAGAUCAAAGGUGGUAAUGUUUCUGUGAUGGAGGAUGACGAUGACGACGACUCCUCUAGUGAGGAGGAAGAGGAGGUCCCUCCGGCCUCCACUCAGAAGAUCAAAGGUGGUAACAUGUCUGUGACCAAAGCCGACGAAGACGACUCUUCCUCCAGUGAGGAGGAGGAGGAGGUUGGGGUGACGGCGACGGCGACGGCAUCACACCUCAGUCAGGAGAAUUCAUCCAGCAGCAGCAGCGAGGAAGAGGAGGAGGAAGAUGAGGAAGUGGAGCAGCAGGUGGCAGCAGCAGCAGGGCCAGACAGAGUCCUGGACCCCAAGCGGCAGCUCCUGGACAACAAGAAGAGGCUGCAGGCUGUGGUCCAGAGGCACCAGGCCACCCAGAACCAGAGAAGCCUGAUCCAGGGAGCCCUAGCCAGCCUGGACACGUCUGCUGCCGCCCCAGGCCAACACAUCGUCUUCGGCUCCGAUGAAGAGGAGGAGGAGCCUGAUGAGGCAGCAGCACCGGCCAACUGCAAGGCUCCUCUGAAAGAGAAGGACCUGAAGAAGGCGUCAGGCUCCAAGCUGUUCGAGGAUGAGGAGGAUGAAGGAGAGGGGGAUGAUGACAGAUUUCUGAUCAAACCUCAGUUUGAAGGCCGAGCCGGACGCAAGCUGAUGGCGAUCCAGUCGGGCUUCGGGAUAGACGAUCGGUUCCGGAUGGAUUCUCGCUUCGCAGAGAGCGAUGAAGAGGGGGAGGAGGAGGAGAAGGGGGAGGCCACAGGCGAGGUGGUGAAGAGUGGAGUGGAGGAAGAGGAGGAGUGUCUGGACGAGGAGAGGAAGACGAACCUGUCCAUCCUGCAGAGCGUCCUGAAUGACAACCCGCAGCUCAACACAAAGCCCAAGGCCGUCGCCAAGACGCACACCUUCAGAGAUGUGCAGGCGCUGCACUACGACCCCAGCCGUCAGGAGCACGAGGUGUUUGAGGACAAGAUGGAGGACGCCGCCAAAGAGGGCAAGGCGAGCAGGAAGAAGAAGAAGCAGAAGGCGGCGGAGCUCCCGGAGGUUUCCAAGGAGAUGUACUACGACGUGAGUGCGGAGCUGAAGGGUGUGUUCGGAGGGGGGGCGCCGGGGGGCGUCGCCGCCCCGCAGGAGGCCCCCUGCUGGGACCGCCAGGAGGAGGCCCCGGAGGAGGAGGAGCAGGGGGAGACGCAGGGGGAGGCGAAGGAGGAGCUGUCCGUCUUCAAGUUCUCCUUCUUCCAAGAGGAGACGCCAGCGAUCAAGGAGACAGAGUAUCGGGUGGAGGCCAUCAAAGAGCCGCGGGUGUCGUGGCAACUCGAAUCUGGUUUCCAUGACAGCAGCGAUGAGGAUGAGGACGAGGCUGCUGCUGCUGGGGUUGAUGAUGAAGAAAAGGUCCAACAGAACAGCUGUGAUCCCGCAGAGGAGAGCGUGAUGUCUUGCAACAGGGAAUUAUUCUUCUACUACCCUGAGGACAGCAGACUGACAGACGGUCCUCUGUCAUUCUGCCGCUCAACUCUCCUGAAGGAAAACGACUGGGAGGAGAAAAGAAACGCACUCAUACAGGACUGUCGCAAUACCCACAAGAAAGCCCGCAGGAAAUGCACCAAGAAGCGCUGAGGAUUGUGGGUAACCAUGUGGUGGCUGUCGGGCUGAAAGGAACAGCGGUCAUCUCUCCAUCAGCUUCCUGUUUCUUUGUGCCUGCUUCCUUUGAGACUUCCGUUCAUCCCCGGAACACGAUUGGCCGGUCUUUCUCUCAACCGUUAACCCCUGGAAUCCUAGAGCAGUACUUCCUGCAUAACAGGAAGUACAUCAGCAGGUAGUGUGAGGCCACUUCCUGUACUGACUAGACAUUAAUUUCAGUGUGGUUUUAUUUUAUAGUAUUAUAUAAGAGUCAGUUAAGAGCCGACAUCUUGUCUUCUCUCCGGCAUUAUUUUCUUAAUGUCAUUUCAAAGGCAAUGCCUCGGGUACUGUCUUUCAUUCACAGAACUAUGAGUACAGUCAGAAACACUUUGGUUUCAAUCGGUCAGAACAAUGGGUACAGUCAGAAACACUUUGUUUACAUCAGUUUCAGUCUUUCAUUACCAGAACUGUACAGUCAGAGUAUAGCAGGGCAUCAGCGGCCAUCUUGUGUAUAUAUAUGAUGGUUGAUGUGUAUAUACAUGCAGCAGGAUGGCCAAUUAUGAAGUAUGAAAUAUUAACAGAGGGCAUCGAUAAGAACAGCUGAUAGCCCGGUGUGCUGCUAGUGGAACAGCUUGCUUCUUAUUUAAGCAGUUGAAACAGGAAACAUGGAUUAGGUUAGGGACAAAUACAGCUUUUUGUUAAAUAAAGUCAUUAAAAAGAAA
This is a messenger RNA of Gadus macrocephalus (Pacific cod), 4844 nucleotides long. It is a transcript of the gene nol8, whose product is annotated as nucleolar protein 8. The record is from RefSeq and is a predicted model, not a curated record. Gene Ontology annotation, molecular function: RNA binding. Lineage: Eukaryota; Metazoa; Chordata; Actinopteri; Gadiformes; Gadidae. The coding region runs from base 163 to 4119 and encodes 1318 amino acids. The transcript is spliced from 18 exons.